Molecule: messenger RNA, 2064 nt
Organism: Exophiala spinifera
Lineage: Eukaryota; Fungi; Ascomycota; Eurotiomycetes; Chaetothyriales; Herpotrichiellaceae
Exons: 2
Coding region: 1-2064 (687 amino acids)
Source: RefSeq, a predicted model, not a curated record
AUGUCAUACUACGGCGACGACAACAGACCGAGGAGAGCAAAGAGCACCCGAGAGCGAUCAAGAAGGGACGAUUAUGAUGGCGGCACCAUCUACGACGAGAACGUGAGAGAUACCCGCAUCGUCAGACGCCGAGAUGACAGUGUCUCCUCCGUCGAAGAGAUCUCGCGAGGAGACGUGGAGCCGGGCAGUGCUUAUUAUCGUGAAACCACGGUGCGCAAGAGCGGCCAUCGUCCAGUUCGCACCAGGUCAGACGACGACCGCUGGUACGACGAUCGCUACGAUGAUUCGACCUAUGUUUCGCGCCGCAGACGCGAUGAUGAAUAUACCGUCGCCGGUGGUCGUAGUCGCAGAGGCAAAGACCAUGAUGACAGACAUCGUUCUCACCGCCGUGACGACUCUUACGACUCCUACUCUUCGCGCAGCCGCACUCCUGAGAAGAAGAAAGAGCGCAGAAAGUCUACAACCGAAGAGGUACUAGGCUCUCUCGGCCUUGGUGGUCUUGCAGGAGCAGUCCUCGGCAAGAGUCGUGACCGAUCACGAGAUAGGGAUAGCGAUCGCAGUCGCCACCGUAGUCGAAGCAGAGCAGGUGGCCGCCGACGUUCGUCAUCCGAAACGUCCAGACAUCGAAGUAAGAGUCGCGGCAAAGCAAGCAAGAACGAGCAGUAUUCUCAGGCCAUCAAAGCAGCCGUCUUAGCCGGGGCCAGCGAGGCCUUCCGUUCUCGCAAAGAACCAGGCGGCUGGGGUGGCAACAAGGGCAAACGAGUCUUGACUGCUGCCCUCGCGGCUGGAGGUGUCGACGGCUUGAUCUCCAACAAAGACGAUCCUCAUCACCACAACAAGCGUGACAUUGUGGGAUCCGCCAUCGCCGGUCUAGCCACCAACCGCAUCAUCAACGGUGCCCGCUCCAAGUCUCGUGGCAGGGGUGGCAGCCCUGACUCGCGUGGUCGGAGCCGAUCUCGAGGUGGGAUCGGAGAUCUAGCUGCUGGGGGCGUCGUGGCGGCCACCGCGAAGAAGGUGUAUGAUUCCGUACGAUCUCGCUCUCGCGGUCGGGCUCGCUCUCGAGACUCGUCUUACGACAGCCGCUAUGACAGCCCUCCGCGUCAGAAGAGGAGCCGCAGCGUGUCUCGGGUUGCUGCCAAAGGACUCGCAGCACUCGGCCUGAAGGAUGCCGCCGACAAGGUAGAUCCUGAACGACGCUCUUCCUCGCGACACUAUGAUGACUACUAUGAUGAUGGACGAUCGAGUCGAAAUGGAGGAUAUUAUAAUGAUUCCAGAGAUGUAGGUACCACUCAACCCCAACAAAAUCAUCCGCGUGACCGUCUCCGUUCCAUGAGCCUGCCCCGAGGGCAUCCUCCUGGUUAUGAGCUGGAUUACGGACCGCGUCAUACUGGUGAUCCAGACACAGACACCGAUUCUGACCUCGGCUCCAGUUCCGAAGAUGAGAAAAGGCUGAAGAAGGGCAAAAAGAAGAUGUUGCUCACCGGAGGCCUGGCCACCGUAGCAACCAUCCAUGCCGCCCACAACGUCUACCAGAGUAUGGAGAAGAGAGAAGCGCGGCGAAAGGCACUGAGAGAAGGUGACAUCAGUAGAGAGGAGGCGAGGCGCGAGAAGAACAAGGCAAGGCUUCAAGACGCUGCCAGUAUUGGUAUUGCAGCGCUGGGCCUCAAGGGCGCCUAUAGUGAGUGGAAGGAGACGCAAGAGUUCAAUCGUCAGAGGAGGGAGGAGGAGGAAAAGAUCGAACGGCACGCCAGGAAACGGGAGGCAAGGAGACGGAAGAUGAGUAUGCUUGCGACAAACGAUUAUGUCAACAGCAAUUAUACUGGGAGCAUGCCGAAUCUCAACACGUACAGUCAGGAGGUGUACCAUCCGAACGGAGCACAUGCUCCUUUCGCGUCGACAUCUGAAGUUCACUAUACAGACGACAACCCGUACGGAGCCAUGUCGCAAACAGCAGUACAGUAUGCGGCUCCUCCCCCUGCUCCACCGGGACCUACCCCUUCAACAGGCUUCCCUCCUCCGCCAAUAGGUGUACCUCCUCCAGGUGGACACUAUCCACCAUAUUGA